This is a messenger RNA of Andrographis paniculata, 767 nucleotides long. RefSeq lists its product as uncharacterized. The transcript has 2 exons. NCBI's taxonomy places the organism in Eukaryota, Viridiplantae, Streptophyta, Magnoliopsida, Lamiales, Acanthaceae. The record is from RefSeq and is a predicted model, not a curated record. Bases 109 to 621 code for a protein of 170 amino acids.
AAAAAAAAUCAAUCCGCGAGAAAGAACAUAGUCCACUCAAAUCGAUAAGCCAGGAGCAUAAGGGAGUCGUCUUUAUUGGAUCGUCGGAAUUCGCCACCACCGAUAGCCAUGGCAGUCGCAGCCGGAGCCUCUUCGCUGCUUCUAAUUCGAUCAAUGGCUGACAAACCGACUCCAACCAAAACCGUCUCUUCCAAAAAGAGCUCGACGGUCUUCCCUCUCGGCGAGCUCUCUCGCGUGGGCUACACGGCGUCCGGGCCGCCGGUGAAGCUGCUAACGCGGGUGGAGCAGCUGCGCCUCCUCAGCAAGGCGGAGAAGGCCGGCCUGCUGUCGGCGGCGGAGAAGGCCGGGCUGUCGCUGUCGAGUAUAGAGAAGCUCGGCCUCCUCUCCAAGGCGGAGGAGUUUGGGGUUCUGUCGGCGGCGACCGACACCGGAACGCCGUCGAGUCUUCUAGGGCUCAGCCUGUUCCUCCUGGUCCUGGGACCUGCUUGCGUCUUCUUGGUCCCGGAAGACUACCCCUGGGAAAUAGGCCUCCAGGUUGCCGUCGCCGCCGUUUCUAUUGUCGGCGGCUCCGCCGCUUUCGCUGUGUCUAAUCUUAUUUCCACUCUUCAGGGAUCGAAAUAAAACUUCAUUACCAAUUCUAUAAUAUAUAUAUAUAUAUAUAGACUGCAGAAUGGAUGUAAAUUCUUGAAAUGUGGGUGUUGUGUUCUUGAGAUUGCAAGAUUGCAUUUGCAGUUUUCUUCGAUUGUUAUUUAUUUAUUUUUUUUCAA